This is a messenger RNA of Darwinula stevensoni, 1557 nucleotides long. The record is from the annotation of a GenBank genome assembly. Lineage: Eukaryota; Metazoa; Arthropoda; Ostracoda; Podocopida; Darwinulidae.
AUGGAAUCUGCCUGGCUAGAGGUGUUCGUGGACGUUCCGGAGGGUCAUAACCGUUGUAGAGAGGAUGACCAGGUGAUCUGCGAGGACAAUGCCACUUGGAUUUGCAAUGUGCAAAAAUGCGAUGGGAUUCCGGAUUGCCCCGGCGGGGAUGACGAGUUCGGGUGCCCUACACGCGACACCCAAUUUACAGGUGCGACAUUCGACGCGACAGCAACCGAACUGAAACCAUAUCGGUUUGAGCUGCUAGUCAAUCAACAGUACACCGUUUCACUGUCGGACCAAGAAAGCUCGGAAUUUCGUCGCUUGGCCGACGAAAUGGAGUCAUCUCUUCAAGAUCUUCUCUUCUCCCUUCCUGGGAAGGCCAUCUGUACUCUUCGCAGGAUCGAGAAUGUGGUGGAUGUGUCGAGCAAGGAUUAUUGUCGUGCGACGAUUGAUAUUCUGACGGGAGCGGAUAAGGAGUCCCUGAGGCGAUCGAUCAGACGCAUUUCUAGUGCCGGCGUUGUCGGUAGGUACAAUGUUAAAGAGGAAAGAACUGGACUCAACCUCAGAGACAUUCAAGUGUCACUCAUAAGCUGUGGGAAUGACUUUGUCUGCGAUACGGGAGAAUGCGUGUCGUCGAAACUCCGAUGCAACGACGCGGCGGACUGCAUCGAUGGCAGCGAUGAAUUUGGCUGUAGUAUUCCGGGAUGCAGUGAGGAUGAAUUCCAAUGCAAUACGGGGGAUUGCAUCUUGACGAAGUUCAAGUGCGACUCCUACGAUGACUGCCCCGAUGGCUCCGACGAAAGAGGAUGCCCGUGCCUCGAGGAUCAGUUCGCGUGCAAGGACGGGAUGUGCAUCGACGAGCGGCGACGCUGCGACCGAGUCGUCGAUUGCCCCGAUGGGUCGGAUGAACUCGGGUGCCCUGGGUGCCGAGAGGAGGAAUUCACGUGCAAUGAUAAGACGUGCAUCGAUGCCAAGGGCCGGUGUGACGCUGUUCUGAACUGCCCAGACCUAUCUGAUGAGAUCGGAUGCCCGUGUCGAGAGGACGAGUUCGCGUGCAGGGACGGGACGUGCAUCGACGAGAGUAAGCAGUGCGACUGGACGAGAGACUGUCUCGACGCGUCGGAUGAAGCGGACUGCCCUCUGAUGGCUUGCGGAGCCGGCAACUUCAGAUGCACCGAUGGGACGUGCAUCGAUUCGAGCCUGCGCUGUAACGGGAAUCGAGACUGCGUCGAGGGAUCGGACGAGAUCGAUUGCUAUUGCCGUGAGGGUGAGUUCGAAUGCGAAGACGGGAUGUGUAUCGACGGGCGACUACGCUGCGACAGAAACCGGGACUGUCUCGAUGGCUCGGACGAGAUCUUAUGCCCGGUCAGCCUCUCGAGUCGAAAGAGCUCAGCUCUCCCGACUCUCGCGAGGCCGAGCCACGCAAGGCCGGAGUUUGACCGCGGGGUCAAACUCCGGCGUUUCUCCGGCGGGGUGAGAGGAACCCGAGCCGCCGACUUGAGUCGGCGGCUCAACUUCGUUGCUUCUUCUCUGUCGUGGAUUUCGGGUGUGCCGUCGCCUCCUGUCGGAUCGUGA